Molecule: messenger RNA, 2023 nt
Organism: Myotis myotis
Lineage: Eukaryota; Metazoa; Chordata; Mammalia; Chiroptera; Vespertilionidae
Product: F-box only protein 31-like
Exons: 1
Coding region: 209-1750 (513 amino acids)
Molecular function (GO): protein binding
Source: RefSeq, a predicted model, not a curated record
UAUGGGAUUGUCAAGGGCGGGGUGGGGAGGAGACAUAUGUAAUACUCUUUGUAAUACUUUAAGCAAUAAAACAAUUUAAAAAAAUAAAGUCCUACAAUUGGCUCCUCUCUGGGGGGGCGUGGCUAGACCCUGGGGGGCGUGGCUGGACUCAGCUUACUGCCCGGCUGAGGAGCAGGAGCCCACACUGGUGGCUGUUACACGUGGAGGCAUGGAGGAGUGCGCUUGCAUCUGCGGCGUGGGCUCUUCGCGGGGACGUCGAUGUCGUCAGCAGCGCCAAGGCCCAGCUGAGACGGCAGCGGCUGAGGGCAAGCCGGCCCGGCACCAGCAGAAAAGCGCCUCGAGGCGGAGGCGCAGGAGGAGGCGGAGGCGGAGGCGGAGGCGGCAGCGGCGGCGGCAGCGCGGUGCCGCGCGGGGAGUGGAGGAAUCGCGAGCCCCAUGCCGCCCCCCGCACUGCUCGCUGCAGGACCUGCCCGUGGAGAUGCUGGUGGAGAUCUUCGCCUGGCUCCCCGGCACCGAUCUGCUCAGCCUGGCCCAGGCCUGCACCAGAUUCCACCACAUCCUGCACAUGGACAGCAUCUGGAGACGGCGCUGCCGCGAGGAGUUUGGCGUUGGUGAAAACUUGCAGAACCUGGAGACGAUCGGUAUGUCUUAUCGAGAAGUCUAUGCGAAGCUGUUCCACCCGUACAGACACACUUUGGGAUUGUGGCAGCUAGGUAAUGACUAUAGAAGACUGCUGAAUGUCGCGGUGGACGGCUUAGGCAUUACUGGUUGGACGUACGGACCUUCCCUUGACACCCACGUGGAUGGCCCAAUGCAGUUCGAGCCCGCGUUCAGAAUUCGCCUGACGGAGCGGAAAUCAGCCGCGGUGGAGUGCAUGGAAGGCCGCCACCGCAGGCCCCACCACCGCCACAUGCAGAUUGAGAAGAACAGGUUCACCACCCAGUGCGACAGGACAGACCACGUAACAGAUUCACCAACGCGGCUUAGGGGAGGACGGGGGCUGGAGCUGUCGGAGGAGGACCUACAGGGGUUUGACUUCCUGACCUACCACCGCCUCUACCUCCCGCCGAGCCACCCGGACGACCUCAUCAGGCCAGGCCUCUUCCAAGGCAAAUACGAUCCCUUCGGCCUAUCGAUUGUCAUGCUCAGCUUCCAUGGGGAGUAUGCCAGGGUCACGAAGGUCACGGGAUACUCCAACCAGAUAUUAGAGAUCCACCUCAAGCGACGCAUCCAGCUGCGAGAUGGCGAGAUCUUCCGCAACUUCAACGAGCUCUCCCGCGUGGUCCAGGAGAUUGACAAGCAGGUGAUCCGGGAGCAGCAGCAGCAGCAAAAAAACAGGACUGAGGAAAGCAAGGGCCAUGGCUGGCAGAGCCCUGCCCAGCCCAGCGGCGGGGAGUCCGGGGCUGCAGCUUCGGAGGAGCAGCCGGCCCCGUUUGUUCUGCCUGUGGGCGUGAGCUCAAUAGACCAGAACUACCCCCGGACCUGCAGGAUGUGUCUCUGUGCUAGCGUGGACAUUGUUAUUAUUGCCCGCCAUGGCUUCCCCUACUGCAUGCACUACCCUGGAGUCUUCAUCCUGUUCGAUGAGGACCACUUCGGGUUCAUCUGUCUGGAGCUGAAUUACUUCAUCCUGUACGGCAGAGUCCAGAACACCUUCCAGAAUGUGGAGGCACCAUCCCCGCACGCUUUUCUGGAGAUGCUCUCGAACAUUCAGUCCGGAUUCCCUGGUAGGAGCAGCUUGCAUGCACUUUGAAGAUUUGACCUUCUGACCAGGUUACCCACCUUUGUUUGUUUUUUAAUCCUCACCCGAGGAUAUUUCCCCAUUGAUAUUUAGAGAGAGUAGGGGAGAGAGGGAAAGACAGAAAUAAUCCAUGUGAGAGAAACACAUCAGUUGUUUGCCUCCUCCCCAAGCCCGGACCAGGGCCAGGCUGGGUAGGAGCCAGCAAUUGAGGUAGAAAUAAACCUUAGACCAGUGGUUCUCAACCUUCCUAAUGCUGUGACCCUUUAAUACAGUUCCUCAUGUUGU